Messenger RNA from Schizophyllum commune H4-8, 2052 nucleotides. RefSeq lists its product as uncharacterized. The record is from RefSeq and is a predicted model, not a curated record. The transcript has 5 exons. Lineage: Eukaryota; Fungi; Basidiomycota; Agaricomycetes; Agaricales; Schizophyllaceae. The coding region runs from base 173 to 2038 and encodes 621 amino acids.
UUCAACUUGACCUGAUCCUCUGUUGUUGCUGUCACAGAACGACCCAACUACUAGCUAGCGCAGAAAAGCAGCACAGCGCUACGCAAAAGGCUGUCUUGUGGUGAUCGCUGGGGAGCUCGGAUCAUAACCUUUGCUUAAGUUACUCAAGGCGCAAAACAUCGCAUCUUUCGUAAUGAGCGCGGGCUCGACAUUGGAGCUAUGUCCCCUUGAGCAGGAAUUCAACGCCUUCAUCAGCUCCCGCAAACCACCGUACCGCUCCAAGAUCUUCCAGCACCGGUGCGUGAAGGAAAUAAUCGCGCGGCUCCAUCCUUCCCGGAUCCCACCGUAUCCACUUGACGAAAAGGGCGCAGAAGCCAUCUCCGACGCUCUACAAGCCUGGCGCAUGUACAGCCUCCUCGCUGCUUGCCUCUCUAACAGCGACAAGGACUUCCGCGCGGAGUACCUGGCGCACUUCUCGCACGCUUGGCAGUGGGCACUCUUCCUUCUCCCGGGAGAGGGGAACGUCAAGGACUUGCGCGGCCUGGACUUUCAGACGCCGAGAUUUCCUCUACGACACGAUGGCACAGUCGCGGCAACUGUGUACAUGCGCUACAGGAUGCUGAUGAUCGCGCUGGUGGCGUUAUUGGACGAUCCAGCGCGGCGAGCGAUAUGCCAGAGGCUGCCGCGCUUCGGGGAGGUCUUUCUGGCUCUGGUAAGCUACGAGUGGCCUCGCCCAAGGGACGACGACCUCGCGUCGCUCAUCCAUAAUCUCAUGCGCACGCUGAGGGCCGGCACGACGCGCAAGGACGACUUCAGUAACCAGAUGAUCGAAGAUAUACGCGCACACGAGGCGCGGCACCCUGGCUCUUUGCUUCGUGCCGUUUUUCUGCGCUUCGUCUGGCUGCUGGACUCCGGGCAAGAUGAACUCGACGCAGAGGAAAGGAGUGUCUACGGGCAGCACUACAGCUUUGUGAUCAUGCAGUCGCUGGGCUCGGGGUUGCACGAUACUAUCUAUGCUGGCUUCCGGGGCAAUGGCGGGGCGUCCGUGCUCGUCAAGGUGCUUCUCCGCGCCGUCCCGCACGCCCGCACAGAGGAGGAGUUGAAGGAGAAGGUCAGAAAUGAACCAACCAUCCAGCGUAUCAUCGCGCGUCUCGCCAUGAGCGUCAUGGAUGGCGUCCUUGUGCUGCGCGACACGGACGAUGUAGUAGCGGAGGCGAUCAACGCUGGUCUUCUCGUGGUCAUCGGCCGUAUGCGGCGCCUUCUACACGGAGCAGCCGCGGUCUCGGAACAAGGGGGCAUACGCACGAGCGGGGACCGAUGGCUCAAUAACGCAAUCAUCCCAGCGAUGGCCAGGGCGAGGGUGUUGCGCGCUCUUCUGGAGAACCAUGACAAUCUAUUCCUGAAGGAGCUGUGCGACAAGGACCACGAACCGUGGCCCGCGCUCACGACCGCAGCAGAGCGUUUCGAGAGCCUUUUCCCUCCAAUGCUACUGUUCAUCGACAACGUGGACGAAGCACGGAAAAAAGGAUGCUCAAACCCACAAUGUCAGCACGCGGGCGCGCCGAGGAAGAAGAUGCGCCUGAAGAUGUGCAGCUGUGCGGAUGUGCUCUACUGUUCGCGUGAGUGUCAGAAGAUACAUUGGCGCUCAGGAGGGCACAGAGAAGCUUGCUCAAACGAGGCCAAUAAGAUCCAAACAAUCACUCGACCGCUCAAAGACCCGAAUGGCAACCCUAUUCCUACUUCCGUCGGACCUCAUCUGAGCUACUACGAGUACCACUUCCUCCGGCUCUGCGCUCUGCACGAGAUCUCGCUGCUCUACAAAUCUGGCAAGGCGAGGGAUAGGGUGGAGUAUACGGUAGAACUCCCAAAUCUCGAUGGCAUCAAGACAUACAAGGCCGAACUCCCUUACACCCUCGAACCGCGUACAAUCCGCGUGGUGUUCAAGGCAAAUUGGGGCGCAGGUUUGGAGAUGACCAUCGCGAUUCCGAGGCUUGUUACCUUCUCAGAGCUGCAGGAUGUACUAGAGCAGCGCAAGAUCACCCUAGGAAUAUACGCGUAAUCAUGCAUCGUCAG